Salvelinus fontinalis (brook trout) is the source of this 1461-nucleotide messenger RNA. RefSeq names its product retinol dehydrogenase 12-like. The record is from RefSeq and is a predicted model, not a curated record. Lineage: Eukaryota; Metazoa; Chordata; Actinopteri; Salmoniformes; Salmonidae. The coding region runs from base 236 to 1129 and encodes 297 amino acids. The transcript has 7 exons.
AAGAAGACAGGGUGACUGUAGCGACGCCUCCAGCACUGAGAUGCAGUGUAUUAGACAGCUACGUCACUUGGGAGCAAACCUAUGUUGUUGAGGCUUGGCUGUAAAUCAGUGAGGAAAGCUUUGACUUGAAUGCAGCUGUAUUCAUUUCAAUAGGCAGUAGAGGCGAAUCAUCUGAAAUUGAGGAUUAAGAGUUUGGAAUUGUUUCACCACCAUCAACUGUUGCUCUAUUUUGGGAAUGCCAUUUGGAAAUCUCUUCCGGAGAACAUGGUCAUCCGCAGCCCGACUUGAUGACAAAACAGUGCUCAUAACUGGAGCCAACACUGGUAUUGGCAAAGAGACAGCGCUAGACCUGGCAAAGAGAGGGGCUAGAAUCAUCAUGGCCUGCAGAGACAUGGAGAAAGCUGAGGGGGCCCUGAAAGAAGUCAUACAAGGCUCUGGCAGCCAAAAUGUUGUCAUCAAGAAGCUUGAUUUGUCAAACACCAAGUCCAUCCGGGAGUUUGCAGAGACCAUCAACAAGGAAGAGACUAAACUCAACAUCCUCAUCAACAAUGCCGGCGUCAUGAUGUGUCCGUACGGGAAAACAGCUGAUGGAUUUGAAAUGCAGAUUGGUGUCAACCACAUGGGUCACUUCCUGUUGACCCACUUAUUGAUUGACCUGAUCAAAAGGUCGACUCCGGCCAGGAUCAUCAAUGUAUCCUCUUUGGCUCACUUCUGGGGUACCAUCAACCUGGACGACAUCAACAGUGAGAAGGGCUAUGACAAGAAGAAAGCGUACAGCCAGAGCAAGCUAGCUAACGUCCUCUUCACCCGCUCCCUGGCCAAGAGGCUACAAGGUACGGCUGUGACCGCGUACUCCCUCCACCCUGGCGUCGUUCAGACUGAUCUGUGGCGGCACCUGAACGCACCUCAGGCAGCUAUCAUGAAGAUGAUCAGUCCCUUCACCAAAACAUCCGUCCAGGGAGCUCAGACCACUGUCUACUGUGCUGUGGCCCCUGAACUGGAAACAGAGAGUGGUGGAUGUUACAGGGACUGUGCACCAGACAACUGCUCACGGUCUGCUUCAGAUGAUGUCACGGCUCAGAAACUAUGGGAGCUAAGCUGCCGGAUGCUUUCUGUAUCAUGGGAUUGAAUAGCUCAGAAAUACAGUGUAUGGUUUUCAUUGAGAUGUCAUUUGAUGAGAUGGAAGAUAUGGUUGUUAUUGAUUUUUAAAUAGACAGUACAUAUAGUCAUAAUGUGAUAUUGCACAUCAAUAAGGAAAUACUCUAACAUUAAGGGUAUUAACAUUUCAUAUUGGAAUUCUACUGCUCUAUUUUCAACAACAACAAAAAUAUUCUAACGAAAAAACAGAAUCUGAAUCUUUUCUACAAAACUUGCAACUACCAAGGGAUCUCUUCAGCGUGAUGUAAUUUCCCUAAAUGGCCUAUUUGUCUCAUGAUAGAGAAUUAAAAUAUAUUCACAUCA